UGGCUUAUAGAAUUGGAAUAAAAGUGGUUUAUGGAACAAUUUGGGGCAGGAGGUAACCGGAGACUUGCUGUAAGCAGUUUCGCACAUUGUCAUCCGAAGGCACCCAAUUGCCUCCACCAUCUGUAACCCUAUAAACAACAUUCAAGCUCAUCAAUCGUUUCAUCACAAGUUUUAAACUACUGAUUCUCCCAACUUUUCCAUUUCCUCCAUUUCUUCGUUCCUAAUUCCUGAAAUAAAUCGAGGAAUGGACUCGCAGGUGUUGGUUGCUCUUUCUCUCUCGAUGGUUGGCGGAUUAAGUACAUCUUUAGGUGCACUUUUUGUGAUUCUAGCCAAGGCUCCAAACUUGAAAAUGCUUGGACUUUUACAGGGUUUUGCAGCAGGUCUUAUGCUAAGUAUAUCUUUCUUUGAUUUAGCUCAUAAUGCCAUAAAUUCCAUUGGCUUUCUAAAAGGCAAUCUUUGGUUCUUUGGAGGUGUCAUUUUCUUCGCGAUAAUUGCUAAUUUUAUUCCAGAACCAUCACUUGCUCCCACAGCAGACUCCAAAAGUAAAAAGAAAUAUGGAGAUGAAGGGGGCAAAGAUGUCAUGAAAAAACAUCGUCGACAAGUUUUAUUCAGUGGAAUUAUUACAGCAGUAGGCAUAAGCUUACACAAUUUUCCAGAAGGAAUGGCUGUUUUCCUUGGAUCAUUAAAGGGUCUUCGUGUUGGCCUUAACUUAGCCUUAGCUAUUGCUUUACACAAUAUUCCAGAGGGUGUUGCUGUUGCACUUCCUGUUUACUUUGCAACACAAAGCAAAUGGCAGGCGUUUAAAUUGGCAACGGUUUCUGGGCUUGCUGAGCCUUUGGGUGUCAUUAUUGUAGCAUAUCUCUUCCCAAGUAGCCUAGAUCCCGAGAUUCUCGAGGGCUUGUUAGGAGCAGUUGGUGGAGUUAUGGCCUUUUUAACGCUUCAUGAAAUGUUGCCGUUAGCAUUUGAUUAUGCGGGACAAAAACAAGCCGUUAAGGCCGUUUUCUUUGGCAUGGCCUUCAUGUCUGCAAGUUUGUAUUUUUUGGAGAUCAGCUUACCGGCGGAUGUGGGCUUGUAGAUGCGAAUUCCUUUGUUGGGCUCAAUUAAAAGAGUAACAAGUAGAACAAAGUAAAUUGAGAAACAAAAUGUACAUACAUAUGUGCUAUUCUUAUAUGUACUUUAACAUUACAUUGAAUUUAGGCUUAUUUGAAUAUUAUGUUGUUGCAUUUUAAAAAAUAAUUGUUGGAUUCAAGCCCAUGAUUUGAAGAAGUGUAAUGAUGUGCAUUGUACAA
Messenger RNA from Lactuca sativa (garden lettuce), 1289 nucleotides. RefSeq names its product ZIP metal ion transporter family. The record is from RefSeq and is a predicted model, not a curated record. Gene Ontology annotation, molecular function: zinc ion transmembrane transporter activity. Gene Ontology annotation, biological process: zinc ion transmembrane transport. Lineage: Eukaryota; Viridiplantae; Streptophyta; Magnoliopsida; Asterales; Asteraceae. Gene Ontology annotation, cellular component: membrane.